Messenger RNA from Candidula unifasciata, 1281 nucleotides. Lineage: Eukaryota; Metazoa; Mollusca; Gastropoda; Stylommatophora; Geomitridae. The record is from the annotation of a GenBank genome assembly.
AUGGGAUCCCGCUGGCGAGAGAUGUUGAUGGACUAUGGUCAAAUCCUAGGAGACAAAUCCAGCCGGUCCAGUAACAGCGCUUUCUUCACUGUGGAUGGAGAUCUGGAUGAGAAACGCAAUGAGGAUUUACAGCUGAGACGAGUUCUGGAAUUGCACUUCCGACCGUUGUUUCAGCGGUUUGUGUAUGGAGGAGAGAAGAUUGCCUGCCAUGACCUCAGACGAGUCCUCCGUGACCCCGAGUACAGAAACCGCCUGCCCCCAGAAAAGGUGCAUGAGCUGGCAGACUUGACCGAUUUCAACAUGGGCCGGGCGGUUGGUUAUGAGGAGUUUGUGAGAAUUGUUCUGGGUAAACGAGAAGACUCCAGCAUUUUUGGAUCCCAGUCUGACUCGAGCGGAAGCAAAGGCUACCUCGGCCGAGCAGCAGGUGUCCUGAGUGUGGUCUGCAGGAACACCACACAUCAGGUCAUGGUGGACGAUCGACUUGCCAAAUAUAAAUGCCUCCCACCGCCGUUCUUUAUGAUUGCUAUAUCUGUGGUACAAAUUGUUGUGUUCAUCAUAAACUCACAAGAGGACGGCGUGAGCGCCUACCCCCUGCAUAACGUCUAUGGCAACAACACCAAGAUCACAACUCUGGGCUGCAACAAGGCCAUGUAUCAUCCAACCAGGCGGCACGAAGCCUGGCGGUUUGUGACUUACUGCUUCCUGCACCCAGGAUAUGUGGAUUUGAUCUUCAACGUCAUCAUACAGAUAGUCUUGGGCUUUCCACUGGAGGUUAUCUUCUCCACCUGGCGGAUGGUUAUAGUUUAUUUCUGUGGAGUUAUUUCUGGCUCCCUGGCCCAGUCUAUCAUAGACCAUUACGUCGGCCUUACAGGGGCAGCUGGUGGAGCAUAUGCCAUCAUGGCCGCUCACAUCAUAUCACUCAUUCAGAACCGCAAACAUCUCAAUAAUGACCAGACUGAGAGCAAACAGAAGAGGUUCUUGUGCAGCAUCACCCUGAGAAUCGUUCUGAUGUUGCUCAUCUUCAUCCCACAAGCAGUCAUCGCUUGCUACAGGCGCUGGUUCUACUCCGACGACUACGAGGGCAGAGUGGGUAUCAUUGCCCACGCAGGAGGCUUACUGACAGGUCUGUUGCUGGGCCAAGCAUUUCUCAAAGACCACAAGAGAUACCCAUGGCAAGAUGGUGCCGGCUGGUGCAACUUAUUUAUGUUCAUGGCUUUGCUUGGAUUUGCUGUCAUCUUCAACAUUGUCUACAGAGGUUACCCCAGGGAGGACUACAGCUGA